Labeo rohita (rohu) is the source of this 2243-nucleotide messenger RNA. RefSeq names its product extracellular calcium-sensing receptor-like. The transcript has 7 exons. Gene Ontology annotation, molecular function: G protein-coupled receptor activity. Gene Ontology annotation, biological process: G protein-coupled receptor signaling pathway. The record is from RefSeq and is a predicted model, not a curated record. Lineage: Eukaryota; Metazoa; Chordata; Actinopteri; Cypriniformes; Cyprinidae. Gene Ontology annotation, cellular component: membrane. The coding region runs from base 1 to 2151 and encodes 716 amino acids.
AUGGCAAAGAGAACUAUGUCACUGCUGCUACUGCUGGUGGUGGUGCAUGGUGUAUUUGUGCCAGCUUCAGCACAAGUCUGCAGUCUGCUUGGUCAGCCUGCCUUCCCUGUACUUUCUGCAGAAAGAGACAUCAACAUUGGGGCAAUUUUCUCAAUUCACAGAAGUGCUCUGCUAAAGAUGCAUCCUUUCACUUCCAAACCAGAGCCAACAACAUGUGUCAGGUUGAACUUACGUGAAUUUAAAUUUGCUCAGACAUUUAUUUUUGCCAUUGAGGAGAUAAAUAACAGCACACAGCUGUUGCCUGGUGUUUCUUUGGGCUAUAAAAUAUAUGAUGCCUGUAGCUCUAUAGCUCUGGCUAUCCAAUCAGGUAUGGCUUUGAUGAAUGGCUAUGCAGAAAUUUUGAGUGAUAUAGCCUGCUCUAGAUCACCAGCUGUUCAGGCCAUUGUUGGAGAGUCAUCAUCCUCUCCUACCAUAGGCUUGGCUACUGUGGUUGGGCCAUUCAACAUACCUGUUGUCAGUCAUUUUGCUACAUGUGCAUGCCUGAGUAACAGAAAAAGAUAUCCAUCCUUCUUCAGAACAAUACCCAGUGAUUAUUACCAAAGCAGAGCACUGGCUCAGCUUGUCAAGUAUUUUGGUUGGACCUGGGUUGGGACGAUCAGGAGUCGCAAUGACUAUGGUAAUAAUGGGAUAGCAGCAUUUGAAGAGGCUGCAAAACAAGAAGGGAUUUGUAUUGAGUACUCAGAGACCAUAUUAAGAAAUGAUCCACAAGACCAGUUUCUGAAGACAAUGGAAGUGAUAAAAAAAGGGACAGCCAGGGUGGUGGUAGCUUUUAUCUCAUUAGGAGAUUUUGUCCCUCUUGUGAAAGUAAUUGCAGAACACAACAUCACAGGGCUGCAGUGGAUUGGCAGUGAAUCCUGGAUAACAUCUCGAAAUCUUGCAGAAACAAAGGAAUACAGUUUCCUUUCUGGAGCUGUGGGCUUCGCUGUGGUGAAUGCCAAACUUGUGGGCCUGCACGAGUUCCUAGUAAAUGUGAACCCUAAUCAAGAACUAAAAAAUGAACUUUUGAAAGAAUUUUGGGAAACAGCUUUUCAGUGCUCUUUUAGGACCAGUGCCAGUGGUGGCUGUACAGGUUCAGAGAAACUGGCGGGGUUGCAAAAUGAAUACACUGAUUUGUCAGAGCUACGAAUAGAACAUAAAGUGUACACUGCAGUGUAUGCUGUUGCAAACACACUGCAUAAUGUUUUAAAAUACUUUAAAUCCUUGACCAACAGCAGCAAAGGAGAGCUGCCCAUACCAAAAAAGGUAUUGCAGUAUAUGAGAGAUGUGAACUUCACUUUGAAAACAGGUGAGAAUAUCCUUUUUGAUGCAAGUGGUGAUCCAGUGGCGAGAUAUGACCUAGUGAACUGGCAGCCUGCUGAGGAUGGAAUUCUGCAGUUUAGGCAUGUGGGUGUCUAUGACAGUUCACUACCUUCAGAACAACAUCUUCAGGUCAAUCAGGAACACAUGCUAUGGGCAGGAAAGAGUGGACAGUUGCCUGUGUCCUUGUGCAGUAAAAGCUGCCCCCCUGGAACUAGGAAGGCUGUGCAAAAGGGGCGACCUGUCUGCUGUUAUGACUGUAUUCCAUGUGCAGAAGGAGAAAUCAGUAAUGACACAGAUUCUAGUGACUGCUUUUCUUGUGAUUUGGAGUACUGGUCGAAUGAAAGCAGAGACAGAUGUGUAUUAAAAGUGGUUGAAUUCCUUUCCUAUACAGAAAUCAUGGGGAUGGUGCUUUGUAUUUUCUCCUUCAUUGGGGUGUUAUUAACAGCAAUGGUAUCUUUUCUGUUUUAUCUUCAUAAGGAAACGCCUAUUGUCAGAGCCAAUAACUCAGAGCUGAGCUUCCUGUUGCUCUUUUCACUCUCACUGUGUUUUCUCUGUUCACUUACUUUCAUAGGUCAGCCCACUGAGUGGUCCUGUAUGUUGCGUCACACAGCAUUUGGGAUCACUUUUGUCCUCUGUAUCUCUUGUGUUCUGGGGAAAACAUUAGUAGUCUUAAUGGCCUUCAGGGCUACACUUCCAGGAAGUAAUGUCAUGAAAUGGUUUGGGCCUGCAAAACAACGACUCAGCGUUGUUUCCUUAACAUUAAUACAGGCUGUGGCAGACUGUGCGGUGUAGGCCGGGUCAGCACUAGACACAGUGGACUCUCUGUGACCAUCUCCAUCGCAGCCAUUUUCUGGACCUGCAUUAUGUACUUUCUAAUAAAAAAU